This is a messenger RNA of Pangasianodon hypophthalmus (striped catfish), 3189 nucleotides long. RefSeq names its product dual specificity phosphatase 11 (RNA/RNP complex 1-interacting) (gene dusp11). Gene Ontology annotation, biological process: protein dephosphorylation. NCBI's taxonomy places the organism in Eukaryota, Metazoa, Chordata, Actinopteri, Siluriformes, Pangasiidae. The transcript is spliced from 9 exons. Bases 517 to 1521 code for a protein of 334 amino acids. Gene Ontology annotation, molecular function: polynucleotide 5'-phosphatase activity; protein tyrosine/serine/threonine phosphatase activity. The record is from RefSeq and is a predicted model, not a curated record.
AGGUUCCGGUUGCGAGGUAACGCUAGCUUUUAGCUAACACAGUCCAGUGUUUCUAUCACAUUAUUCUGAUAUAAUUUGAGUAUUAUAUGAAACCUUAAAGUAUUUGGGUAACGAAAUUAAAUUUAAAAGAUAAUACAAAGUAAUACUUAUUUGUUUGUGGUUAAAACUGUAAAACUGUAAAACUGUCUAGCGAGCUAAGACUGGCAUUUGCCCUGCGCAUGCGCACCAUUUUGGCGCAUGCGUACACAGGCCGGUUAGUGACUGCGUUGUAUGGUGGUAUGCGCCCGGCAGCUGAUUUAGUUUACUUUAAGUGUAGUUUUUUUGAUAGCUAGUUUAGGUAGGUAAUUAUUUUAGGUGAAUUAACGAGCCAGGUUGAUUUUUGUAACGUUUUAAUGUGAUAUAUUUAUUGGACAAGAAACCUAAACGUAAACUGACAUCAUCUCGUUGAUUAGCUCUGUAGAGUUUUUCCCCAAACACAUGCGGUUUUGUGAAAUAUAGUCUCUACUAGUGGAGAACAUGGGUCCAAAAAAGAAAAAUGCCAUUCCCGACAGAUGGACUGAUUAUAAGGCAGUGGGGAAACGGAUCCCUGGCACGCGCUUCAUCGCAUUUAAAGUUCCUUUAAAACAGGCUUUGAGGAGGCAUCUGAGUGAAUCAGAAGUGUUUGGACCCUUAGAGCUCAUGGAUGUGUUGAAGAAGGAGGGUGAAGAACUUGGCCUCAUCAUUGAUCUCACCUUCACCACACGCUACUACCAACCCCAGGAUUUACCAGAUACACUGCACUACCUGAAGAUAUUUACAGAAGGACAUCAGGUGCCAAGUGACAAAACCAUCCUGAGCUUUAAAAAGGCAGUGAGAAGAUUUCUGCACGAUAAUCAGAACAAUGAUAAGCUGAUUGGUGUUCACUGCACCCACGGCCUAAACCGAACUGGAUACCUCGUGUGCAGAUACCUGAUCGAUGUAGACGGUGUUGAACCUCAUGAAGCCAUCGACUUGUUCAACAAGUCACGUGGUCACGCUAUUGAGAGAGACAAUUACCUGGAUGAUCUGAAAUCGGGACCAAAACGCAGUAACAAAGGAAUGGAGGAACCAGAGCAGGAGCCUGUCAGGGGUGGAUCCACAAACUGGAGGCAUGACUCGACAGCUGUCCAAGAACCUCACCCUUAUUUCAGGAGGAGACAAGAUGAUCAGGAUCACUUUGAACCUUUCAACCAGAGAUGGAGCAACAACCAGAGAUGGAGCAACGACCAGACGAGAGCCUGUCCACCUCCUCUAUUUCCCACACGCCCUCACAGGGCUCCUCCUCCUUUACUACCUACACCGCCUUUCAGGGGGCCACCUCCUCUCCUACCCACACCACCUCUUCUGGGUGCGAGGCCUGGUUUUAGAGCGGGCCAUUACCCUGCUCCUCCUCCAAACCCCAACUUCAUGCCACGUUACACCUUCGGAGAAGCGCCUGGACACACACCGAAAAAACGCAAAACUCCUCAUAAACACCCCACAAAUUCUCCAUACUCACACUGACUGUAAACACUGCGUUCACUUCAGCCUUAACAGGGGUCACAUUAACAAAGGGGUUACAGAUUAGCAACAUUUUAUUGAUCUUUAUCAUUUUAACUUUAAGAGGUAUUUACCAGGUGGGAAACUACACAACUGUUUUGUUAAACUUUUUAAAAACUCAGUAUGGAGGAGAGCAGACUGUUACUCUUAGACAAAUGCUGUCUCUCAAAUCAUCUGUUUCUAGUGCACUAUGCUGUCUUCUGAGAGUAAUGUGAUCUGUACUCUGAUAGAACCUCCAAGAAAUGAGGUGUGGAAUUAUGCUGCUCUCAGCCUUAGCUACACACCUAAAGGGAUGAAGACACUAGAGGCCACUGUGGUGGGUGUGGUCGUCCUCCUGAUAUUACCCUUAAAAAAGUACACUUGAGAACUCCACCCUGGUUAGAGUAGUUUACAUAAUAUAGAUAAAGUGUUCUUACUGCAGGGAGAGCCUUUUCAUGCAAUUCCAUCUUAUUAAAUCCUUUUUAAUUCAAUACUACGUUGUAAUAAUGCCUAGGUAACAAGCUAGCAGCUCCAUAAAAUAACAUAUUAAAUAUAUCUGGCUGGUUAACGUUAAACUGAGAUACAGUUAUUGGAGUAGUUAAACAUAACAAGCUAGCUAGCAAUUUCACUAUUUGUGGUUAACUACUCCGGUAACCAUCUAUCACUUUAUUGCUAACUAGCUAGUUAAGUUUAAUCUGAUAAUGGCUUUGUAGUUGUAGCUAGCCUUUGUUAACAUGCCUUUAAAUAAGCUAGCUAGUUUGCUUAGUGGCAAGUUAACACGUUGGCUAAACAGCCAAAAAAUGUGUGGGUGAUUUUAAAAGAGAGAAAAUACCAAGCUAGCUAGCUCCUUAUGCUUAAAUACUCGAAUAACCAUCUCUCAGUGUACCACUAACCAGCUAGCUAUAUUUAAUACAUUAGUUUAAGGUGCUACUGUCUAAUUGGUUAUAGCUAGCUUGACAUCAGUUGCAUUAAAUAAACUAGCUAAUGUUACAAUGUGCUACCAUUAGAGUUUGUUAUAUUAACAUAACUAGAUAGCUAGUUUAUUUAAUGGCAAUUUAAAAACUCUACCUAGUUUUAGUGACUAGACACGAAUUUUAUUGAUCAAAAAAUAUAUAUGGGUGAUUUAAAGGAUGGAAAACUAACAGAAAUAUUCAAAUUUGGAGAGAGAAUUUUAGGGUGGCCAUUUUGGGUCAUAAACUGGGUGGUUGUUAAUGAGGUGGCUGUUAUUUACACAAAGCACAAAAUGUUAGCAGUUUCAUUUCAAAAUGUUUCUGCACUACAAACAUGCAGGUGCUAAACAGUCAAAUACAAUGUGUAUAGUGUUCAAUCUGACAAGAACAUUCGGUUUAAGAUGAGUUGCCUUCUGACACUGCCUUUGUCAUGUGACUGGUCAUGUGACACAUUAGUAAAUUAACUGCUGCUUUUUCCAACUGUUGCUAAACUUUUAUCUGAAGGUCAUCAUCAGAUAUGCAUUUUACUUAGCUUAUUUUUCUAUUUUGUGUUUACAUGAAGUCAGUUAUUGUGGUGAAUGUAUUUAUAACUGUCACACACAACAUGAUUGGGGUUUUCUGCGUCUGUAAAAGUGUAGUUGUUUGUGUGUCUGUCAUAGGGUGGGAUAUGGUUAUAUGAUCAUGAUUAAAAAGCUUGAAGCUU